Molecule: messenger RNA, 2050 nt
Organism: Tribolium madens (black flour beetle)
Lineage: Eukaryota; Metazoa; Arthropoda; Insecta; Coleoptera; Tenebrionidae
Product: sodium-coupled monocarboxylate transporter 2-like
Exons: 7
Coding region: 8-1708 (566 amino acids)
Biological process (GO): sodium ion transport; transmembrane transport
Cellular component (GO): membrane
Molecular function (GO): symporter activity
Source: RefSeq, a predicted model, not a curated record
UAUAGCAAUGAACUCUCUCACACUAUUCUGGUACGAUUAUUCAAUUUUUAUUUUAGUCCUAGUUUUAAGCAUUUUAAUCGGAAUUUAUUUCGGAUGUUUCGCUAAAAACAAGCAAUUAAAUCCUUCCGAAUACCUCCAAGGAAACAAACAAAUGAACGCAUUCCCAGUUGGUGUAUCACUAAUUGCAAGUGUGACUUCCAUUUCCGUUCUUCUAAGCUCCUGUUCAGAAGUGUAUAGUUUUGGUGCAAAUAUAAUUUUAGUCAUAAUUGGCAUGACUAUAGCCUACUUUGCCAACAAAUUUAUCUACUUACCUGUAUUUUACAAUCUUGAAAUUGACACAGUUUAUGAAUAUUUGGAAAAAAGGUUUGAUAAAAGGGCGAGGCAACUCGCGUCGGGCAUUUUUACAAUUUGUCUCAUCUGUUAUCUAUCAAUGACCAUUUAUACGCCAGCUUUGGCCUUAUCUGCAGUCACUGGAUUUCAAUUGCAAUACGUUAUAGUUGGUGUCAGUGGUGUUUGUAUUUUUUAUACAAGUAUUGGAGGUUUCAGGACUGUUAUUUGGACAGAUGUGUUGCAAUUUUUUGUCGUUUUGGUCACUUUCAUCAUUAUUCUAGCUUUAGCGAUUGGAUCAACUGGGGGUUUCACUGAAAUUUGGGACAAAGCGAUGGGAAGUGGCCGUUUGGACAUUUUCGAAUUUGAUCCAAACCCAACACGUCAUAGCAGUGUUUGGAUCAUGAUAAUCGGUUAUUCGUUCACAUAUUUGACAAUCAAUUGUGUUGACCAAAUUACCGUCCAAAAAAUGCGAUCAAUCCGAACCAUAAAAGGAGCAUCAAGAGCCUUGCUUUAUUUCCUAAUUGGGCACUAUUUUGUCGUAAUUAUUUGUAUUUUUCUCGGAUUAACUAUGUAUGCAAAAUAUUGGGAUUGUGAUCCAGUCAGUGCAAAAUUUAUCCAAACACCGGACCAGUUAUUACCUUACCUUGCCAUGGAUGUGGGUAAUAAAAUUCCCGGAGUUUCCGGAAUUUUUGUAGCCGCAAUUUUCAGCUCAAGUUUGAGUCUCCAAUCAGCAACUUUGAACUGUUUAUCUGGUUCCAUAUAUUCAGAUUUCAUGAAACCAUUUUUAAGCAAAUUUAAUGAAAGUAAAAUUUUGAAAUUGUCAGUCGUCGGAAUUGGUAUUUUUUGCACAAUUUUGGCUUUUGUAAUGCCUUACUUAGGAACGCUAUUUAAUAUCAUUUUUACGAUAACAGGUGUGACUGGGGGCCCCAUUUUGGGGAUGUUUACUUGCGGGCUUUUGAUACCAAAAACUAACUCUAAAGGAGCUUUUUAUGGUACUCUCUUCGGAUUUGUGACUUGUUUAUUAAUUGCUUUACCAGCGACUUAUUACCAGGACCAAAAUGGGCAAAAUCAGUAUUUGAAACCCAUUUCGACCAACUGUUUGAAUCAAACUUUACGAAAUGAGACUACAAUUGAUAAAUCGUCACCUCCCUGGUUGUUUCAAAUUUCAUACUUCUACUAUUCGGUGAUUGGUGUAAUUGUCACGAUAAUCAUGGCAUCUUUGAUCAGUUGUGUGACCCAAAAAUCAAAUUUUCGAGUCGACAAAAAUUUAAUUAGUCCAAUCGCUCGCUUUCUCCUUGUUGAAAAAGAAGUAAAAAAUCGCAAAUCGGUGCAAUAUUCAAGUGUGGAUAAUGAACCGCCUCCGAGCUUGUUUUUUUAGUUGCCUAACAACGUAUUUAAUUCAAUAAAAUUAAAAAAAAAUUGGAAAAGAUCUAAGCAUAAAAUAAAAAAUUAUAAUUUUUCUUAAAUGGGGUUUCGAAAAAUUUGCAAAGAAUGGAACACAUGUGUUUUUCUCAUAUUUUCAUGUUUGUUUUUAGUAAAAAUAACUGUUAUAGAAUUAUAGAACUCACCUAUCAGAUUUUGUCGACAUUUAGAAGGGGAUCACGGCUUUGCCGACACACUAUCUGAUUCGCAAAGGUUUUAUCAAAAUUAUCGGUUUCAGUAAAUAAGUAUGUUUUUGAGUCAAAAACAAGCAAAAUUUUUCGGAAGAAUUCAGGCUUAA